Molecule: messenger RNA, 5179 nt
Organism: Drosophila hydei
Lineage: Eukaryota; Metazoa; Arthropoda; Insecta; Diptera; Drosophilidae
Product: protein sax-3
Exons: 14
Coding region: 437-4867 (1476 amino acids)
Biological process (GO): axon guidance; homophilic cell-cell adhesion; dendrite self-avoidance
Cellular component (GO): plasma membrane; axon
Molecular function (GO): cell-cell adhesion mediator activity
Source: RefSeq, a predicted model, not a curated record
AAGCCGCGCUGUUAACAGUGCCAGUCGAGGAGUUGUGGAUUGUGUGUGGAACGUGCGCUGCUCGCUUAACAGGCCCAAACGCUGAACAUGUUGCUAGAAGCAUUCAAUUUGCUGCUGGUACUCGGGCGCUUCGGUUGUGCGAGCGGUUUCGUGCGUUCCCUUACGUUACGUUGCGGUUACGUUCGUUUCGUCGAAUUUCGCAUGUUAAACGGAAAUUUUGUAGUUCGUAUGUCGGCAGCGCGAAUUGUCGUGCGUUACGGUCGAAUGUCAUUGGCUGCACGCGGUUUCCGGUUUCCGGCUCGUAGCGCCAUGGCAUAGAAUAAACCCAAACGAGUGAAAUAUAAGUGAAAAAUCGAGUAAAGUGAAACGACAAAAAAAUCUAAAGAAAAAGUGAAAUUAAGAGAAAAACAAAAAAAAAAUAGAAAAUCUUGACAAAAUGCAUUCGAAUGAAAUGUGUGCUCACGCAUUUGGCUUACAAAAUAAAAAUAAAAUCAAAAAGAUCAAACAGGCAGAGGAAAAUAGAAACAAUCAAAAUGUCGCCACAACGUCGCCGACGCAUCUAAAAUUAGAGAGCGAAAAGAUGCGUCAGUUUGUUGCAUUGUUGCAACUGCUGCAACCGCUGCUGCUCGUUUUGGCUGGAUUAAAUGGAUUAACACUAGUUGCCGCACUCAAGGGUGAAAAUCCACAUAUCAUCGAGCAUCCCAUGGAUACGACGGUCCCUAAGAAUGGCCCAUUUACGUUCAACUGUAAAGCCGAGGGCAAUCCAACUCCUUCGAUUCAAUGGUUCAAGGAUGGACGCGAACUGAAGACGGACGAGGGCUCGCAUCGCAUAAUGUUACCCGCGGGCGGUUUAUUCUUUCUGAAGGUCAUACACUCGCGCAGGGAGAGCGAUGCGGGCACGUACUGGUGCCAGGCAAAGAACGAAUUCGGCGUCGCACGUUCCAGGAAUGCAACGUUGCAAGUCGCAUUUCUGCGCGAUGAAUUUCGACUGGAACCGCAAAACACGCGAGUGGCCCAGGGCGAGGUAGCGCUGAUGGAAUGCGGUGCACCGCGUGGCUCACCGGAACCGCAAAUCUCCUGGCGCAAGAACGGACAAACUCUGAAUCUGAGUGGCAAUGGCGCCGGUGGAGGCAACAAGCGGAUACGCAUCGUCGAUGGCGGUAAUCUGGCCAUACAGGAUGCCCGUCAGUCGGAUGAUGGCAGAUACCAGUGUGUGGUCAAGAAUGUCGUCGGCACUCGCGAGUCGAGCACCGCUUCUCUCAAGGUGCACGUGCGUCCCUUUCUCAUACGCGGCCCGCAGAACCAGACAGCUGUAGUGGGCAGCUCCGUUGUUUUCCAGUGUCGCAUUGGCGGCGAUCCCCUGCCGGAUGUCCUUUGGCGUCGCACAGCCUCCGCCGGCAACAUGCCACUACGUCGCGUGCAUAUACUUGAGGACCGCAGUCUGAAGCUGGACGACGUCACGCUGGAGGACAUGGGCGAGUACAGCUGUGAGGCGGACAAUGCGGUCGGCUCAAUUACAGCCACGGGCAUACUCACCGUGCACGCGCCGCCCAAGUUUAUUACACGCCCCAAGAACCAGCUGGUGGAGAUCGGCGAUGAAGUGCUGUUCGAGUGCCAGGCCAGCGGACAUCCUCGCCCCACCUUAUACUGGUCCGUCGAGGGCAACAGCUCAUUGUUGCUGCCCGGCUAUCGCGAUGGUCGCCUGGAGGUCAGCGUCACGCCCGAAGGUCGUUCGGUGCUCGCGAUAGCGCGCUUCGCCCGCGAGGACUCCGGCAAGGUGGUCGUCUGCAAUGCGCUCAAUGCCGUCGGCAGCGUCAGCAGUCGCACUGUUGUCACUGUGGACACCCAGUUCGAGCUGCCGCCGCCCAUCAUAGAACAGGGUCCGGUCAACCAGACGCUGCCCGUUAAGUCAAUUGUGGUGCUGCCUUGUCGCACGCUGGGCACACCAGCUCCACAGAUAUCCUGGUACCUGGAUGGCAUACCCAUCGAUGUGCAGGAGCACGAGCGUCGCAAUCUCUCCGAGGCCGGCACACUGACCAUUUCGGACCUGCAGCGCCAUGAGGAUGAGGGCUUGUACACCUGCGUCGCCAGCAAUCGCAAUGGCAAAUCAUCGUGGAGCGGCUAUCUGCGCCUGGACACGCCCACCAAUCCGAACAUCAAGUUCUAUCGUGCAGCAGAGCUAUCCACCUAUCCGGGUCCGCCUGGCAAGCCGCAGCUGGUGGAGAAAGGCGACGAUUCGGUCACCCUCAGCUGGACGCGCAGCAACAAAGUGGGCGCGUCUAGCCUGGUCGGCUACGUCGUCGAGAUGUUUGGCAAGAAUGAAACCGACGGCUGGGUGGCCGUCGGCACACGCAUACAGAACACCACCUAUACCCAGCUGGGCCUCGUGGCGGGCGUGAAUUACUUCUUCCUGAUACGCGCUGAGAACUCGCAUGGCUUAUCGCUGCCCAGCCCCAUGUCGGAGCCCAUAGCCGUGGGCACGCGUUACUUCAACAGCGGCUUGGAUCUGAGCGAGGCACGCGCCAGCCUCUUGUCCGGCGAUGUGGUCGAGCUGACCAAUGCGAGCGCUGUGGACUCGACCAGCAUGAAGCUCACUUGGCAGAUCAUCAAUGGCAAAUACGUCGAGGGCUUCUACAUCUAUGCGCGCCAGCUACCAAAUCCAAUAACAAACUCGCUUACAGCCAAUGCCAAUCCGUUGCUGGCCUCCUCCACGUCCGCCGCGGUGUCGGCGUCGGCGUCGGCAUCGGCUUUGAUUUCGACAAAACCAAAUAUUGCCGCUGCCGGCAAACGUGAUGCGAUGGAUGGCCACGAGGCACAGGCUCAGGCUCAGGCACAGUCGCAGAGUCAAAUCCAAAGCGCGUACAGCAGCAAAUAUCGCAUGCUAACCAUAUUGAAUGGCGGCGGCGCUUCGUCCUGCACGCUGACAGGACUCGUGCAGUAUACGCUCUAUGAAUUUUUCAUUGUGCCAUUCUACAAAUCCGUCGAGGGCAAACCUUCGAAUUCGCGCCUUGCCCGCACCCUCGAAGAUGUGCCCAACGAGGCGCCAUUUGGCAUGGAGGCCAUACUGCUAAAUGCCUCUGCGGUCUUCUUGAAAUGGAAGGCGCCCGAGCUGAAGCAAGAGCAUGGUAUCUUGCUCUACUAUCACGUCAUUGUGCGUGGCAUUGAUACGGCUCACAAUUUCUCGCGCAUUUUGACAAAUGUCACUAUUGAUGCUGCUUCGCCCACUUUGGUGUUGGCCAACCUAACGGAGGGCGUUAUGUAUACGGUGGGCGUGGCAGCGGGCAAUAAUGCAGGCAUUGGACCGUACUGCGUGCCCGCUACAUUGCGGCUGGAUCCCAUAACGAAGCGACUAGAUCCGUUUAUCAAUCAGCGCUAUCCCAUCAAUCAGGAUCACGUGAACGAUGUGCUGACACAGCCUUGGUUCAUAAUACUCCUGGGCGCCAUAUUGGCCAUCAUGAUGUUGUCCUUUGGGGCCAUGGUCUUUGUUAAGCGCAAGCACAUGAUGAUGAAGCAGUCGGCGCUAAAUACCAUGCGAGGCAGUCACACGAGUGACGUGCUUAAAAUGCCGAGCCUAUCGACGCGCAAUGGCAACGGCUACUGGCUGGAUGCCUCCACGGGAGGCAUGGUCUGGCGCACUUCGCCCAGUGGCGAUACCCUCGACAUGCAGAAGGAUCACAUUGCCGACUAUGCGCCCGUCUGUGGUGCCAGCGGUGCCGGCUCAGGCGGCGCCACCACCAGCAGCGGCAACACAGGCGGCAUCGAUGAUAUUCAUGGACAUGCCGGCGAACGCAAUCAUCAGCGCUACGUGGGCGAGUACUCGAAUAUACCCACCGACUAUGCGGAGGUGUCCAGCUUUGGCAAGGCGCCCAGCGAGUAUGGACGUCAUGGCAAUGCAUCUCCCGCACCCUAUGCCACCUCCGUCAUACUCAAUCCCGGUCAGCAGCAGCAGCAGCAACACCAGCAGCAGCAGCAGCCACGUUAUCAGCAGCGUCCAGGCCCGAACUCCUAUGGCAUGCAGCGACCCAUGCAUCCGCAUUACCAACAGCAACAACAGCAGCAGCAGCAGCAGCAGCAACAGUUGCAGCUGCAACCACACUCCAGCGCCAACAUCUAUCAGCAAAUGUCCACCACGGGCGAGAUCUAUCCCAGCAACACGGCUGGCGCACGCUCUGUCUACUCCGAUCAAUAUUAUUAUCCAAAGGACAAGCAUAUGCACAUGCACAUCACAGAGAACAAGCUGAGCAAUUGCCAUACCUAUGAAGCGGCACCCAACACACAUCAGCAGCAGCAGCAGCAACAGUUGAACUUGACGGCGAGCGUGCGGCGACAGCAGCUGCCACAUGGCUGCAGCAUUGGCAGGGACAGCGCACGCUUCAAGGUGCAGGAUCAGCCUCUGGCCAAGAGUCAUCAGCAGAACCUGCUCGAUUUGGAUGGCUCCUCGUUCUGCUACAAUGGCUUGGCUGACUCCGGCUGCGGCGGCUCGCCUUCGCCCAUGGCCAUGUUGAUGUCGCACGAGGACGAUCAGGCGCUGUAUCAUACAGCCGAUGGGGAUCUGGACGAUAUGGAGCGUCUCUAUGUGAAGGUCGACGAUCAGCAGCAGCCCUCGCAGCAGCAGCAACAGUUGCUGCCAUUGGUGCCGCAGCAGCAGCAGCCGCAGCAGCAGCAUCUGCCGCAGCAGCUGCCACUCGAUUCGCAGUCUUGGCGGGCGCAGAGCACACGCUCCAAUCGCAAGGCUCACGUGGAGGAGCCGCUGGCCAAGGAGGCCGCCGAGCUGAUCUAUGCGCCUGGCAGCGUGGCCAGCGAGCGCAGCUUGUUGAGCAACUCCGGCAGCGGCAGCAGCAGCCAACAGCCCUGCCACAAUGUCUGACCCCUGGCCACGGCCAGCAGCCAGUCGCCGGCGCAGCUGCAGGAGCAGCUGCACGCCAGAGAGGUGCGUGAGCUGCUUGCUUGGUGCGAGCGCUUCAACAACGGCGGCGCUGAGAACUUUGAGUAAGCAAACGAAGUGGACAGUGACUGACUCUAAACAGUGCUAAAAAAACGUUGACUUCAUGCGUGUUGGUUAGCUGAAUGCAUAAAGUUAAGUGAAGGAAUAGGAGUAAAAUGAUUGAGCUUUUAACUUAAGCUGUAAAAAGCAAAGUGAAGUGAACUAUGCUCUUUAUCUAUAAAUUUCUCAGCUGAA